Messenger RNA from Oreochromis aureus, 3398 nucleotides. It is a transcript of the gene rhbdl1, whose product is annotated as rhomboid, veinlet-like 1 (Drosophila). The record is from RefSeq and is a predicted model, not a curated record. Bases 364 to 1482 code for a protein of 372 amino acids. NCBI's taxonomy places the organism in Eukaryota, Metazoa, Chordata, Actinopteri, Cichliformes, Cichlidae. Gene Ontology annotation, molecular function: serine-type endopeptidase activity. The transcript is spliced from 8 exons. Gene Ontology annotation, cellular component: membrane.
UCUGCCUUGCCUUGCGUGCCUGCCUGUCGUCUGCUGAAGCUGGGUUUACCACCGCGCCACGCUGUACUGACACGGAGCAGAGUCACAGCCCAUUUGCACCACCCGACGAGCACUCAGCACCCCCGUUUAUCACCCCGCCGACGCCACAAGCAAGAAAACCCAGGGACCAUUAACAGGAAAGGGGGGGGGGAAACACGGCAGUAACGAAACGGCCUGACGCUACUAUUUAGGCACCAGCGGCUACCUAACCGUAUCUCCCCCCUCCACCUUCUCCCAUCCUUUCCAACCAGACCACCACUCCUCUCUCUCGCUCCUCCCUAUGCCCUUGUCCUCGGCGGCUCCUCUCACCUCCCUGGCCAGUAUAUGGAUAGAAGCUCCCUGUUUCAGCUCAUACAAGAGCAGCUGGACCCAGAGAACACCGGUUUCAUUGCAGUGGAGAACUUUACCAGUUUGGUGGAGCACCAUGAGCUGCAGCUGGACCCAUCCAAGCUGGACAUGCUGUUAGCCCUCGUCCAGAGCAAUGAAGAAGGGCAGGUGUGCUACCAGGAGCUCAUCGAGCUGAUGAGCAGCAAACGCUCCAGCAGCUUCCGACGAGCCAUCGCCAAUGGCCGCCGCACACUGCAACGGGAGAUCCUUCUGGACGAGACGGGGUUGGGUCUUUAUAAACGUUUCGUCCGUUAUGUGGCCUACGAGAUCCUGCCCUGCGAAACUGACCGGCGCUGGUAUUUCCACCAAAACCGCCUGUGUCCCCCACCCGUCUUCAUCGCCAUCGUCACCAUCGUCCAGAUUAUUGUCUUCAUGUGCUACGGCAUCAUGCUAAACAAGUGGGUCCUGCAGACCUAUCAGCCUGACUUCAUGAAGAGCCCCCUGGUCUACCAUCCCGGCCACCGUGCACAAGUGUGGCGUUUCUUCAGCUACAUGUUCAUGCACGUCGGUUUGGAGCAGCUGGGAUUCAACGCUUUAUUACAGCUGAUGAUCGGCGUUCCCUUAGAGAUGGUCCAUGGCAUCCUACGAAUAAGUCUGCUUUACAUGGCAGGAGUGCUGGCCGGCUCGCUGACAGUGUCCAUCACCGACAUGCGUGCUCCAGUGGUGGGGGGCUCCGGGGGGGUCUACGCUCUGUGCUCAGCGCAUCUGGCCAAUGUCGUCAUGAACUGGGCCGGGAUGCGCUGUCCAUACAAGCUGCUCCGCAUGAUCCUGGCGCUAGUUUGCAUGAGUUCAGAGGUGGGUCGUGCAGUCUGGCUCCGUUUCUCGCCGCCGUUGCCCUCCUCCGGGCCACAGCCCAGCUUUAUGGCACACCUGUCGGGGGCCGUGGUCGGCAUCAGCAUGGGCCUGCUGAUCCUGCGCAGCUACGAGGAGAGUCUGCAGAAACAGUGCUCCUGGUGGGUCAUCGUCUUCUCCUUCAUCACCUUCCUUCUCUUCGCCAUCUUUUGGAACAUCUUUGCGUAUGAGCUCCUGGGGGUACAGAUACCACCUCCCCCCUGAUGUUUGGCCCCGCCCCUCCCCCCCUGCGGUCAUAUACACGGUGACUUCAGAGGUUCCCCUUUGACCAUAGUUAACUUUACAUUUCCUCUCAAGUUCGACCCAAAUGAAAUCAUCUAAACUAAAAAUCGACCAAGAAUCCUUUUUACAAAUACUUUGCAAAUCAAAGAAAUAUGUCUCUUUUAUUAAAGAGGGAUUACAGUAGCAAGACGUACAGGUGAAAGGUCCUCAGAUCCAUUUUGAGGAGCCUAAUAUCGUUUUUAUAUAUAUAUAUAUAAAUAUAUAUACGAAAAAAGCUCAUCCACAUUACCAGCACUAACCUUUCAAUGAGCAUUUAACCAUUGUGCUCUUUUACUAUCAGAAGCUUUUUUUUUUUUAAAGCAGUUUUCGUCACUUAUUUCUUUGAGUGCGUCUCUCAUUUGUGUAAAAACCAAAUUAGAAGAAUCUGAGCUCAUGACAUGUGCCUGGGGCGGAAAGGAAGAUGAAUUAAAAAAGGAUGAGAGGUGAGAGAUCGGGAUCAGCCGCAGCAGUGACGCUUUAAGCUAAUAAGGUGUCGGUGUUUUUCGCUUAGAAACGCCUCAAUCUGUGCCACAAAUCAGACCUGCCUGACAGGAUUUUAGGAGAAAUUUCAGGAAAUCCUUGUUUUGUUUUUUCUUUUGUAUUUUUAAAGGCAGCAAUAAAAGCCCACAAAAGCAGUUAAAUCUAAGCGUCAAGAUAAUGUUUUCGUUUCAUUUUCAGCUGAGAAAUGUUACAACUAGCAGAGGUUUUCCCUCAAACUGAGCUGCCAUGUAGGACACAAAGAAACCAGUUAAAAGUGAUGAAAGAAAUUUGUUACAGGAAGAAAGAAGGAAGGAGGAGGUUUUAGAUUCAUGAUUUCUUACCCAACGUCUGUCAUUUUCAAGGUUAGAAACAUUUCUGUCAUUUUUCGCUUCACGGAGUCCUAAAAACAAAGACGGACGUCACUAUUUCUGUAUUAUUUCCUUGCUAAUAUACCUACACUGUGGAUACAAAAACACACAAUGACAUCAACAUGUGGAGGUGGGAGAUUAAAGUGACCGCGUGACAGGAAGGGAAAGAAAAAGAUGAGAAAAUGUGAGCUGAAGUUUCCUGGAUGGUCAUCACUUCGGCGAGCGAACUCAACCAACUUGCUAAGCGCACCAUGUAAAAUAUGCCAUGUCAUGCUCUGUGGCACUCAGCGAGACAAAGACACACACACAAACACACAAUCUUCUCCUCUUUGUCUUUGAGAGUAGCCGCGGCCUGAUUCUGCAGGUCAUUGUGGGCAAACUGAGCAGAAAAACAACACACACACACACACACACACACACACACACACACACACUGGCCUCUGCCUGUUCUCGCUGACAGACUGAACUGGGGAGGGCACGGAUGUGUCAUCACCUGACCUCUGACCUUUGUUUCCCAGAGGGCAUUGGGGUCUCUACGUCAGGCCCGGUCGAUACCUCAGUUUCUCAUUCUUAGGGACUGUAUACAUUUGUAAAGGAAUGUACCUAUAAAGAAAAAAAAAGGUGUUAUAAGUUGUCCCCGUUUUUCAUUUGAUCGUGGAUGUGUAUAUUGUAUGUUCAUAACCAAGAGUAUAUUUAUUUGUAUUUUUUCCCCCCUCUUUAAAGGGGAAAAGAGAAAAAUGGUGCAAACAAAACUAAUGCUAUGAUUGUUGUCCUUCUGAUGACUCCUGUAUGGCUUUGAACCUCUGAAACACAGAGAGGCAGAAUCCCCCGGGUUUGUUAGGCGACCACCAACAAGUCGAGCUCACCUGGUUUUAUAAAUCUUCAGUGCUUUACAAAAUAAGCCAUAGAAAGAACUAAAAGGAGAUGGCAGAAGCAGAGGAAGAAAAAAAACGAGAGAAAAAAAACACAUUUGUUGGUUUGAAACGCGCUGACUGGUAGCUUCUGUUUAGA